AUGGUGGCCCUCGCCAACGCCCCGCCCGCCUUCACCCCCACCCUCCGGCACCAGCUCCUGCGGCAGCUGCUCACAUCGGACAUGUGGGUCCUCCUCAAGGAGCCGCCCAGGAGGCCCGCCGGCGCCGCCGCCGAUGCCGAGGAGAUGGAGUACCGGCUGCUCGAGCUCGACCUGGCCCACACGACACGCACCACCGUGCCCGCCUUCACCUCCGAGGCCCGAGCCGAGGAGGCCGUCGAGACCGCUGGCUUUGGCAGCGUCGAAGGCGUCGCCGUGCCCGGCCUGCAGGACUUCAAGAAGGCGGGGGCGGUGACGGACCUAAUGGUGAACCCGUUCUCGCGCUACGGCAAGCGGAUCGCGUGGGAGGAGCUCGAGUGGCUCGCCGCCAACGGACGCCAGCUGCUCCAGUGGACCCCGACGCCGCGCGAGCCCACCCUGCGCGCCGUCGAGAUCACCAGCAGCGACCUCCCGCCCCUGCCCGACCACGUCGAGAGCCCCGUACGCGACCCCUUCCGCGCCUUCGUGCGACCAACCACCACCCCCGCUGCCCAGUCGACGUAG
Acanthamoeba castellanii str. Neff is the source of this 561-nucleotide messenger RNA. RefSeq lists its product as uncharacterized. The coding region runs from base 1 to 561 and encodes 186 amino acids. The record is from RefSeq and is a predicted model, not a curated record. Lineage: Eukaryota; Discosea; Longamoebia; Acanthamoebidae. The transcript is spliced from 2 exons.